This is a messenger RNA of Penicillium argentinense, 318 nucleotides long. RefSeq names its product putative mitochondrial DnaJ chaperone (Tim14) (gene pam18). Bases 1 to 318 code for a protein of 105 amino acids. The transcript is spliced from 4 exons. Gene Ontology annotation, cellular component: PAM complex, Tim23 associated import motor. Gene Ontology annotation, biological process: protein import into mitochondrial matrix. Gene Ontology annotation, molecular function: ATPase activator activity. The record is from RefSeq and is a predicted model, not a curated record. NCBI's taxonomy places the organism in Eukaryota, Fungi, Ascomycota, Eurotiomycetes, Eurotiales, Aspergillaceae.
AUGGCUUCCGUUCUCACUGUUGGUCUCGGUGUGGCUACCGCCGCCUUUCUCGGCCGCGCCGGUCUGGUCGCCUACCGCCGCUCCCAGGGUGGCGUCAACGCCGCAGGAAAGGCUUUCUUCAAAGGAGGAUUUGAGCCGCGCAUGAACCGUCGCGAGGCGUCCCUGAUUCUUGAGCUCCCCGAGCGCCGAUUGACCAAGGACAAGGUCACCAAGAAGCACCGCCAGCUCAUGCUCCUCAACCACCCCGAUCGCGGCGGCAGCCCGUACCUAGCCACGAAGAUCAACGAAGCCAAGGAGUUCCUCGAGAAACAUGGUUAA